AUGGAAGUUGUCGCUGUGAGCCGCUCUUGGCCGCGGCAGCUGGAGAUCAAUGGAUCGAAAACAUUCACGUCCAUCUUUCACGAGCCUCUCACUCGUAAAGAAGAUUAUAUCGAGCUUGACGACGAAGGCAUCCUCGGCAAUGCCACCGCGGCCCAUGACGGUCCCGUGUACGCCUUCUUUGCUGAGCACUACGACUAUUGGUGCGCCGAACUGAAUGUCAACCGUGCUGAAUGGAACUGGUGUCAUUGGGGAGAGAACAUCACCCUACGCAAUGUUGAAAAGGACAACCAGAUCACCGAACAUGAUCUGUUUCUGGGGGACGUCCUGUCUAUCGGUAACGAUGUGCGGUUGGAGAAGGAUAAGUGGUUGAAGCCUUUGGCCGACAGUGGUUAUGUUGGGGUCUACCUUCGCGUGGUUCGUGGAGGCCAGAUUGCCCCUGGCGACAAAGCAAAGAUAUUGAGCCGCUCAGGUGAUACCAUGAGCGUCGCGGCAAUCAGCCAGCUUGCUUUUGAUUCAUCGCUCAAAUCAAGAGACACCCUAGAUCUCCUUAGCAAUCACCGGGUUCUUUUGAGACUCAACAAGUGGGUUAUGGCUAGGAAGCUCGCUUCUCUUGAUGACAAGCUCAACGUCGACAACAAUGCUUGGAAAGGCUGGCGAACCUUUAGAGUCACAAAGAAAGUGGAUGAGGGUGGCGACAUCAAAUCCUUCUACUUGACCCCGAUCGACGGCAAAGCUCUUGCAAAUUAUUUACCAGGGCAGUUCCUCACUCUCAAACUUCCUGAUGGCAAGGUACGGAGCUGGAGUAUCUCAGACUGGCAAGGCUACAACAUGAAACACUACCGAUUAAGCAUCAAAAGAGGAAAAGAUGCUUCCCGUUGGAUGUGGGACCAUUGCAAAAUAGGCACUGACCUCAAGGUUCGGUCGCCGGCUGGCCGUUUUGUCCUCGACUGGUCCCCGAUGGUUCCUCCACGCCAGAUUUAUCUAUCCGCAGGCAUCGGGAUCACUCCGAUUCUGGCGAUGAUGAAAGCCCAUGCUCAACAUCCUAAUAUGAAGACAGUCCCAGCCCUUUGGAUUCAUGUUGCGAGAAACUCAAGUCAUUUCCCAUUCAGAUCCGAAUGGUCUAGUGCCUGUCACAACCACAUACAGAAGAUUGUCUUCUACACCCAGCCUGAGGCAACGGAGAGGUAUCCCUACGAUUACCGAGGAUAUCCCACCGAAGACAUCCUUCGCACUCUAAUCACAGAGUCUUACACGAUGAAUCCGCUCGAAAUAUCAGAAAUUGAGAUGGAGGGGAGGAUAUCUUCAGUAUACAUAUGCGGCCCCGCCGCAUUCGAGCAGAGUAUUCAGGCGUUGCUCGCAGAUUUCAAGGUUCCUGCGCCUUUCAUCCAUAGCGAGUCUUUCUCUGGUUCAUUCAGCAGCACCAGUCUGGGUAACCUGGAACGAGCGACGGUAUUAUUCAACAAGUCGUCGAGGGUUGCUCAAUGGAGCAAAGAAAAUCCUAUGUCUCUCUUGGAACUGGCAGAGUCCCUCGGGCUAACUCCAGAUUAUGGAUGCAGAAUCAAAGCGAGGAGUAUUUGGCUAGCAUGGUUCUAUUACUCUGAAGACUUUGCCAUGUCCUAUGGCAGACGUCCUUUGCAUCGUGCAGAAUCCGAGUACCAAUCCCACUAG
This is a messenger RNA of Thyridium curvatum, 1668 nucleotides long. RefSeq lists its product as uncharacterized. Gene Ontology annotation, cellular component: cytosol. Gene Ontology annotation, molecular function: pyridoxal phosphate binding; oxidoreductase activity; molybdenum ion binding. Lineage: Eukaryota; Fungi; Ascomycota; Sordariomycetes; Thyridiales; Thyridiaceae. The record is from RefSeq and is a predicted model, not a curated record. The transcript is spliced from 4 exons. Bases 1 to 1668 code for a protein of 555 amino acids.